This is a messenger RNA of Pristis pectinata (smalltooth sawfish), 4749 nucleotides long. RefSeq names its product calcium channel, voltage-dependent, alpha 2/delta subunit 2a (gene cacna2d2a). NCBI's taxonomy places the organism in Eukaryota, Metazoa, Chordata, Chondrichthyes, Rhinopristiformes, Pristidae. Gene Ontology annotation, molecular function: voltage-gated calcium channel activity. The coding region runs from base 25 to 3342 and encodes 1105 amino acids. The record is from RefSeq and is a predicted model, not a curated record. Gene Ontology annotation, cellular component: voltage-gated calcium channel complex. The transcript is spliced from 39 exons.
GCGGGUCCCGGCCGGGCUGUGGAAAUGGCGGCUGCCGGCGGCGCGUUGUGUGUGGCUCUGCUGGUGCUGACCGACCUGGCGGCGGGCUACAGCUUCCCGGCCAACUACACGAUUCAGUACUGGGCAGGGAGGAUUGAACAAGAACUGGACCGAGUAGUCCGACAAGUCAGCGGGAUUCAGCAGCUCAAAACGCUGUAUGAUGACCACAAACACCUAUUUGAAAUCAAAGAGAACAUUCCUGACAAAUUGGUGAAAAGAGUGGCUGGUGACAUUGAAAAGCUCUUGGACAAGAAGGUGGAGGCUUUGAAGAGACUGGCCAGGGCUGCGGAGCUGUUUCAGAAGGAGCAUCGUUGGCAAGAUGAUAUUAAGGAGCGAGACGUUUUAUACUUUGAUGCAAAAGCAGGAACAUCUGAUGGUGCUGACAGAGAUGAUGAAAGCUCAGACGGGGAACAGACUAAUCCUUUGCAGUUAGAAUUUGUGGACGACCCAAACUUCAAGGUCAAGGUCAACUAUUCAUACAUGGCAGUGCAGAUUCCAACAGACAUCUACAAGGGCUCAACUGUUAUCCUCAAUGAGUUGAACUGGACAGCAGCCCUUGAGGAUGUGUUCAAGCGCAAUCGAGAAGAGGACCCUUCGUUACUCUGGCAGGUCUUCGGAAGUGCCACCGGUGUCACCAGGUAUUAUCCAGCAACUCCAUGGGGCCUUCCUAAUAAGAUUGAUCUAUAUGAUGUACGACGGAGACCCUGGUAUAUCCAAGGUGCCUCCUCCCCAAAGGACAUGAUGAUUAUAGUGGAUGUGAGCGGCAGUGUAAGUGGUCUUACGCUGAAGCUGAUGAAGACAUCUGUUACUGAGAUGUUGGACACACUAUCUGAUGAUGACUAUGUUAAUGUUGCUUCAUUCAAUGAUGAAGCCAAUCCAGUGGCCUGCUUCAAGCAGCUGGUUCAAGCCAAUGUGCGGAACAAGAAGGUUCUGAAGGAUGCUGUACAAAAGAUGAAUGCACAGGGAGUGACAGAUUACAAGUCAGGAUUCCAUUAUGCAUUUGAACAGCUACUCAACACCACCUCCAUUCGAGCAAACUGCAAUAAGAUGAUAAUGAUGUUCACAGAUGGUGGAGAGGAUCGAGCUCAAGAUGUUUUCGAGAAACAUAAUUGGCCCAAUAAGACGGUACGGGUCUUUACCUUCUCAGUUGGACAGCACAACUAUGAUGUCACGCCUCUGCAGUGGAUGGCCUGCACAAAUAAAGGAUAUUACUUUGAAAUCCCCUCCAUUGGUGCAAUUCGGAUCAACACUCAGGAGUAUUUAGAUGUUCUGGGGCGUCCCAUGGUGAUGGCAGGAAAGAAAGCCAAGAAGGUUCAGUGGACCAAUGUCUAUCAGGAUGCUUUGAGCCUUGAGUUGGUGAUCACAGGGACGAUGCCAGUUUUCAACAUCACGGUGGACAAUGGCCAGCAGAACCAGCUGAUGCUUGGAGUGAUGGGGAUCGACGUGGCUCUUGAUGACAUUAAGAAGCUCACACCUCGCUACAACUUAGGUGGCAACGGGUACUUUUUUGCCAUUGAUCCAAAUGGGUAUGUGCUGUUGCACCCCAACCUACAGCCGAAGAUUAUAAACUUUCAGGAGCCGGUAACUCUGGACUUUCUGGAUGCUGAACUGGAGGAUGAAAACAAGGAAUGGAUCCGGAGAAUCAUGAUUGAUAGGAAGAAUGGAAAUAUUACCAUUCGAACUCUGACCAAAUCCCUGGAUGAAAGAUAUAUUGAUGAAGUAGAUAGGACAUACACAUGGACCCCAAUUCAAAGUGCUGAUUACAGCCUGGCUCUGGUAUUGCCACCGUAUAGUAAAUAUUAUAUCCAUGCCAAGCUGGAUGACCAAAUCCUUCAAGCUCAGUUCCAAAACAACAACAAGGAUUUUGAAUCCUUGUUACCCAGCUCCUUUGAGACCGUGGGACAUGUAUUCAUUGCUCCCAGGGAAUACUGCAAGGACCUGGUCAAGUCGGACAACAACACCGAGUUGUUACUCAAUUUCAUCAUGCUGAUGGAUAAGCACACUCCUGACUCCAAGAACUGUGAAUCAGACUUGAUCUAUAAUUUGAUCUUGGAUUCAGGAAUCACUGCCAAGUUAGUCGAGAAAGUCUGGAAGAAUCACGACUUGCACACGCUGGGUCUGCUUGCGGUUUUCGUAGCCACAGAUGGAGGAGUCACGAGAGUAUUUCCAGCCAAGGCUGCUGAAGAUUGGAUUGAAGACCCUGAGCCCUUCAGUGCAAGCUACUACAGGAGAAGCUUAGACAAUACUGGUUUCAUCUUCAGUACACCGUACAGGGAACCUAACACCAUGUUGGGGAUGGACCUGCUGAACAGUAGUAUUGGGAUUCUUGUGAGUGCUGCUGUGGAUCUUCACAUCCAGGGAAAAUCCCUGAAACCUGCAGUGGUUGGAGUGAAGCUGGACUAUGAAGCAUGGCUCUCAAAAUUUAAAAUUCUGGCCAGUAACCAGACAAACAGAGACCAGGUGGAGCCAAGGAAGUGCAUGCCAUCUUCUGACUGUGAGAUGGACUGUGACGUGAACAGUGAGGAUCUGUUGUGUGUGCUGAUUGAUGACGGAGGUUUCCUGAUCAUGUCCAACCAGCCAGAACACUGGAGCCAGAUUGGUAUGUUCUUCAGUGAAGUGGAUCCCAGUUUGAUGAAUGCACUCUACAAUGCUUCAUUCUACACAAGAAAGGAAUCCUAUGACUAUCAGUCUGUGUGUGGUCCCUCUCAUAAUACUGAUACAGGAGCUGCACCCAGAUCCAUCUUUAUUCCUACUGUUUCUGAUUUGCUGAACCUGGCCUGGUGGAGCUCAGCUGCUGCCUGGUCUUUAUUGCAACAGCUGUUGUACACAUUCACCUUCCAGCUCAGCUUCCAAACAGAUGAUACAUUAGCGGACAGUGCUGAACUGAGGGAGACAAGCUGCGUCACCAAGCAGACACAAUACUACUUUGGCAACAACAGUAGAUCCUACAGCAAUUUAAUUGAUUGCAGCAACUGCUCCAGGUUUUACCAUGCACAGAGAUUGGCCAACACCAACUUGCUGUUUGUGGUGGCAGAGAAGCUGACCUGUAGUCAGUGUGACAAAACCAAACUGAUACAGGCUGAAGUAAGAUCUGAUGGACCAGAUCAAUGUGAAGAGGUGUUGAACCCUCGGUAUCGGAAAGGACCAGAAGACUGUUUUGAUUACAACGCAGCAGAAAAUACCUCGGACUGUGGUGGUGGAACCAUGUUGAUCCCCUCGUCCUGCACCUUGCUGGCUUUGCAACUGUUUCUCCUGUCUUGGACUACCAACCUCAACCAUUUUCCCUUGGCCUGCGGCCUUUGAUUUGGGACCUUCCUGUAACCAGAUAUCAGCUGUGUGGUUCUCAUGGCUGAGGACUUCCCUCCCCCGGAAGCCUAAUUCUUCAUUCCAGUCUCACAUCUCCGUGUUGUCGUGUGGUGGAGCUGCAAACUGUGUGUGUGUGUGGAGCUGGUCUAUUGUGGUCGUUUGGACAACCAAUAUUUUCCUGGCAAGAUAACUUGUGGGGAAAGCAGGAUUUCAUGGAUCUACUUCGUGGAAGACCCUUUACAUGAAUAAGAAGAUGGGAAACGCAAGAGGAGCCCUUUUGUCACCUUGUGUUGGCCUCACUGCUUUCCUGACCUUCUCUUUACUUUUAAUAGGAGAUCUUGGCAGUUUCAGUGUUACUGGAUAUCGUUACAUCCAUUGGUAUAUUCUGCUUUUAUCUGCUUUUGACAGGUUGCAUUUAUUUAUGCACUACUUAGUUUUGCCAAAUGAGAUGACUUUGAAGGAAAGCUGAAGUUACAGGACCGUUCUCCAACAAAGGUGGCUAUAGUUGUAACAUUAUGACAUCAGCAAUCAGGAGCAUGUUUUCCAUUGUCAUCUUCCAGUUGCCAGAAUCAUUUUUAUACCACAGCUUCCACUUUUUAUUCAGGGAGAUCGCUGUCCUCAGUAGUUAAAUAUGUACCUCAUAAGUUCUUUUAAACUCAUCCUAAAUGUUCUUUCAUCCAAGCACAGGGGCUGCUGCCAGGCAAGUGCCCUGUCAGAGGUUCAGGUUCUCCAGCUGUUGUUCACAUUCCAGCUGUUGCUUGCAUUCCGGCUGUAACUGUGGAACAGUGUGCAGGCACAGGUCACAGGCAACUUUAGAGAAUUUCAAAUUAAAUGAGUUAAGUGUGAAAAGUUUUUUUUGCACAGUAACUGAGGAGACGAGCAGAGGAGUGAUUUUUCACUAAUAGAUGAGGAGCCUUGUUCUAACCUCCCCAUUCUACCAUGUGCUACUUAUAGAUAAUUGUAAGUGACCUUGGUGAUUGAGAGUGUGCAAACUAUAUGUUAGUUCAGGUUGGUUGAGCGUGUUGUCAAGUCCCUUACAAGAUGUUCCUUGAGAGAAAGGAUGUGUUUUAUGUUAUUUGUAAGCUGAGUAAGUAUUGCCUACAGACAGGGCUCAUUAUUUGUGCAUCUGUUCCUUAAGGAAGGUCAACACUUUGAAAGAAUAAUGUCCAAGAAAUUGUUGAACAAAAGUCAGUAAGUGUAGCAUUUAUUGGACAUGUUUAAGUGCUGUGAUAUUGUUACACUAUAGACACUCUAGGUGGCUAUAGUGAGUGAAUUUCCAACACCUGUUAGAUAUCAAACCUCCCUAUAAAAAACACUUUGGGAUUUUUAAAUCUCUACCAUCAGCAGAGGACAUUACUCUUUAGGUAUGUUACUUAUACAUGGUGGUUCACUCACAAAAUAAAC